Messenger RNA from Rana temporaria (common frog), 2944 nucleotides. RefSeq names its product para-nitrobenzyl esterase-like. The record is from RefSeq and is a predicted model, not a curated record. Lineage: Eukaryota; Metazoa; Chordata; Amphibia; Anura; Ranidae. The transcript is spliced from 9 exons. The coding region runs from base 157 to 1983 and encodes 608 amino acids.
ACACAGCAUCUAUCCUCUGAUAAAAGCACAUGGACUCUUGUCACAAUAAUGUCACCGCAGUUUGAUGUAAUGUCACUUAGCCGGUUAGACGGUGCUGGGUGAGUCUAGGAAUAGAACAAAGGUUAGCCGUACAGGGAGGAGGAAGUGUGUGAUUCCAUGUUAAAGCAAAGAAGAAUGGCGGGGAACAAUCGUGGGAGUACUCAAGGAGAGCAAGGCUCACAUUCAGAGAUUAAGCCCCUUGUGGACUCGGAGGAAGAAGAAGAAGAAGUAGUAAAGUUUCUGGAGCAGCGCUUUGAUACAACUGACUCUUCCUGCAGCUUUCCAACCUACAAGACACUCGCUGCUAUAGGUGUUGGGAUUAUACUGUUCAGCUUGCUGGUAGCCGGUUUCGCUUAUCUGUCUGGAAAGUCAGCAUGUACCCUGGUAGAUGUGUCAACAUCGUGUGGAAAGGUUCGUGGUCAUCAUUGCGAUCAUGUUUAUUUGUUUAAAGGAAUUCCUUAUGCCAGUCCCCCCACUGGACCAUUGCGUUGGAGGCCUCCUGUGGAGCCCACCUGUUGGAAUGACACUCUCACUGCCACAGAGUUCAAGUCCAUGUGUGCCCAAGUGAGGCCUUUGAGUGAGACGGGCACAGUGAUGGGCUCAGAAGAUUGCCUGUAUGUCAAUGUGUGGACACCAUCACUGGAUCAUGAAGCCAAGCUGCCAGUCAUGGUUUGGAUCCACGGAGGUUACCUAUUAAUUUCCAGUGGGUCAGAGCCUGGCUAUUGUCCCAAUGAAGAUCUGGCCAGCCAUACCAUCCAUGUCAGCUUCAACUACCGCCUUAAUGCAUUUGGAUUCCUGGCUUUGGCUGAACUCCGAGAAGGAUCUCCUACCAACACCUCUGGAAAUUAUGGAUUAAUGGAUCAGGUGGCUGCUCUAAAAUGGGUACAGAAGAACAUCCAAUAUUUUGGCGGUGACCCAAACAAGGUGACGAUUUAUGGCCAAAGCGCAGGAGGGACUUCAGUGUGGACUAUGAUGGUGUCCCCUUUGGCCAAGGGUCUCUUUCAUCGUGCCAUUGAUAUGAGUGGAUCCUCUCUGUUUAAGGCCACUAUGGCUCAGGCAGAAAAGGACAAUCAGGUUUUCCUGAAGAAGACAGGCUGCAAAGACGCUAAAUGUUUGAGGCAGCUGAACAUAACCAAGAUCCUUCAAUCCAUCCCUUGGAAGGAAUACCCAGAAUGGGCAGCAGAAGACCUGUUUGACUUGCCACAAAAAGAAAAAUUUAUUGGCCCGUUGCCUGUAGUGGAUGGAUAUGUGGUGCCAUCUUCCCCACUGGAUAUAUGGAAGGAGAAGAAAAUGGGCUACAGUGACGUACCAUAUGUGAUCGGUACCACUCUGCAAGAAACUGAGUUUGCCCCAUUUUUUGCCAACAUGUCCAAGUGGACUGAAGAGGAUUACCGCUGGUUUGUCAAAUUACGUCUGAACACAUUUGGGGGAAGUCUGGCAGACGAGGCUCUGUAUCUCUAUCCCACCUCGGAGUUCUGCACCCAGCCUGAGCGAUGUGUGGAGAAGACCUACAUGACAAUGGUGUCUGACCUGAGAGCCUCAUGUCCCAACAAUGAGCUGGCCAAACAAGCAGCAGCUUCAUUGUCGAGCCCUGUCUACCGCUAUCAGGUCACCUACUCUCCAUCUAGGCCAGUUAAAGUUAAUAGCCUCUUCUUCACCUAUGAAAGCUGGUUUUCCUUUCAUAUGCUGGAUAUCCUGGGAUUUUUUGGAACACUGGAUUCCGCUUUUGGAGAGACUACAGAAGCAGACCGUGACUUCCAGAGGCUGAUAAGAAAAUACUUCAUUUACUUUGCCAAAGAAGGAAACAUGCCACCUGAAUGGCCAGAGUACCCCAAUGGGACAGCGCUAUUGUCCACAUCGCUGUCUGUAGGGAAGGACUAUCGCUCAGCUCAGUGUGCACUCUGGGAGAAGUACAACAUGUAUUCUUAUGCCUGGAUAAACUGAGGAAUGCUUUUUUUUUUAUUAAAGGAAACUCGUAAAAAAUAUGAUGAUUGUCUCCUAAAACUGCCAGUUGCCUGGCUGUCACAUCAAUUCAGAGGCUUCAACAUAUUGGUGACUGAUCUGAAAAAAGAAUGCAGAUCGGGUGUUUUGACUUUCAAACUUGUUUCAAUCAAGAACUCAGAAGAGAAAAGAAUAAGGCCAAAGAAAAUUAAACUAACAUUUUUUCAUGUCAAGAGGUCAACAGCAACCGUUUUUUAAUUUUGCUUGGUACGGGUUCCCUUUGACUUGGUGGGUUUUCAAGGUCUUUAAACCCUUACUUGGGCUUAACUGUUGGUGAAAAAGACCCUUCCUAUCUUCAGAAGGGUUGGGAUAGUGGUGAGCAUAACACGGAUAAAAAUUCCAAGUAUUGUACUCAUUUUGAGGAACAUUUGCAGCAUUGGGUCCUCCCCUAGAACAUUAAGAAGGCUUCCAACUGGCAGAGGUACUUACUUGUACGCACAGAACGUCUCCAAUUUGAGUAGACUUACUUGUGUUAUUGGAGGCAGAAUGGGGUCUGUAUUAUAUAAACAGUUUUUCAACGCAACAGACUACCAAAUAAGAAAAAUUAAGGAUGAUAUCAUGUUUCCUGAACUCUAAUGAGCCUUUACACUCCUUUCAACAUCCUCUGCAAUUCUAUUGAAAAAUUGGUGGAAAACAAAGUAAUGAAACAGUUAUCACAAUUAUAUUAUACAUGUUGAGGGUGGAUGGUUCCUCUAACCCUACUGUCCUAGGCGGGAGCUGCCAAACCAGCUGCUGCAGUGACCCCAAUGUCUCUUAAAUCUAUCUUGACAAUGGAGUUAUCUACAGUGCAAGUAUUCCGAUCUCCUGAAAACAUUAAACCCAGAUGGAGGAGGUGUUCCAUAACUCCGGAAAUCAGAUGGCAUAGCAGAUUCUUUUUUUUUUCAAUAAACUGACUUUACAAUGG